This is a messenger RNA of Paralichthys olivaceus (Japanese flounder), 1627 nucleotides long. The record is from RefSeq and is a predicted model, not a curated record. NCBI's taxonomy places the organism in Eukaryota, Metazoa, Chordata, Actinopteri, Pleuronectiformes, Paralichthyidae.
UGAUAAGCCCCGGUCACUAAUCAGAAACAAUCCUCUCACCUCUGCUGCUGGAGGCCUCACCGUCCGCUCUGUUCACUGCUCAACCUCCCACAGCUCAGGACGAGUCUGUCUGCUCAGAGGCACUACGGCAGCAGAGGAGGCAGACGUCACUUUCCACUGUGUCUGGUCGGUGGGACUUCCUCUUGUGAUGUGUGAGCAGAGGAGAACCUGGACAUGUUAGCUAAUGCUAAGAGCCUGAGUUCUGCUUAAUGCCAACUGACCAGGUCACAGUGUCUGUGGUGGAUGUGAGGACGUGUCUGUGCUGAUCUGAGGACGUGUCUGUGGAGAGCAGCUUUCCGAGAGACAACCCUCCAGUGAAGAUGAGACCAUGGUCCCGGUACUGACCUCCAGAAAAGCCAGUGAACUCCCUGUCAACGAAGUAGCGUGUGUCCUGCAGGCCGACCUGCAGUCGGGUCUGACCCGGGAGGAGGUGAACCGCAGGAGGGCGUACCAUGGCUGGAACGAGUUCGACAUCGGUGAAGAGGAGCCGCUAUGGAAGAAAUACAUCUUACAGUUCAAAGAUCCUCUCAUCCUGCUGCUGCUGGCGUCGGCUGUCAUCAGCAUCCUCAUGCACCAGUUUGACGACGCUAUCAGCAUCACUGUGGCCAUCAUCAUAGUCGUGACAGUUGCCUUCGUCCAGGAGUACCGCUCAGAGAAAUCUCUAGAAGAGCUCGGGAAGCUGGUUCCUCCAGAAUGUCACUGUGUCAGGGACGGGAACCUGGAGCACCUGCUGGCCAGAGAGCUGGUUCCUGGAGACACCGUGUGUCUCUCGGUGGGAGAGAGGGUCCCAGCAGACCUCCGCCUCUUUGAGGCGACCGACCUGUCUGUGGAUGAGUCCAGUCUGACAGGGGAAACCGCCCCCUGCUCCAAAUCUACCUCCCACCAGCGGGCAACCACCAAUGGAGACAUCGCCUCCCGCAGCAACAUCGCCUUCAUGGGGACGUUGGUGCGAUGUGGCAAAGCCAAGGGCAUCGUCAUAGGAACCGGAGAGAGCUCUGAGUUUGGGGAAGUUUUCAAGAUGAUGCAAGCAGAAGAGGCUCCUAAAACUCCGCUGCAGAAGAGCAUGGACCUGCUGGGGAAGCAGCUCUCUCUUUAUUCCUUUGGCAUCAUCGGGGUCAUCAUGCUGGUGGGCUGGCUGCAGGGGAAGAGGAUCCUCGACAUGUUCACCAUCGGUGUCAGUCUGGCGGUAGCUGCCAUCCCAGAGGGUCUGCCCAUCGUGGUGACGGUGACGCUGGCGCUCGGUGUGAUGCGCAUGGUGAAGAAAAGGGCCAUCGUCAAGAAGCUCCCCAUCGUGGAAACUCUGGGCUGCUGCAACGUGAUCUGCUCAGACAAGACGGGAACUCUGACCAAGAACGAGAUGACCGUCACUCAGCUGUACACGUCAGACGGGCUCCACGCCGAGGUGACGGGCGUCGGCUACAACAGAGAAGGAGAAGUGUUUCUGGACGGAGAGAUCCUCCACGGCUCCUCCUGCCCCUCGGUCAGUAGGAUCGUGGAGGUCGGCUGUGUGUGCAACGACUCCGUGAUCAAGAAUCACACUCUGCUGGGACGACCAACUGAGGGAGCGCUCAUCGCCCUCGCCAUGAAG